Molecule: messenger RNA, 369 nt
Organism: Eucalyptus grandis
Lineage: Eukaryota; Viridiplantae; Streptophyta; Magnoliopsida; Myrtales; Myrtaceae
Product: toll/interleukin-1 receptor-like protein
Exons: 1
Coding region: 1-369 (122 amino acids)
Biological process (GO): signal transduction
Source: RefSeq, a predicted model, not a curated record
AUGGCUUCUUCAUUGGAACCCAAAAAGAUUUAUGACGUCUUCUUGAGUUUCAGAGGUGCAGAUUUGCGCAACAACUUCAUUGGCCAUCUUUACCAAGCUUUACACCGAGAUGGAGUAUACACUUUCCGAGAUAGUGAGGAAUUGAAAAAGGGAGAUCAAAUAUCGCCAGUACUUAUGAAGGCUAUUGAAGAAUCGUGCAUCGCAAUCAUCGUUUUCUCUGAGGACUAUGCUUCCUCAAGGUGGUGCUUGGAAGAGUUGGCGAAGAUUAUAGAGUCCAAGGAGCAAAAGAACCUCAUUGUUCUACCAGUGUUUUAUAAAGUGGACCCAAGAGAAGUGAGAGAGGGUAGAAAGAGUUAUCGAGAUCUCUAG